Molecule: messenger RNA, 1397 nt
Organism: Varroa destructor (honeybee mite)
Lineage: Eukaryota; Metazoa; Arthropoda; Arachnida; Mesostigmata; Varroidae
Product: serine/threonine-protein phosphatase PP1-gamma catalytic subunit B-like
Cellular component (GO): nucleus; cytoplasm
Molecular function (GO): protein serine/threonine phosphatase activity
Source: RefSeq, a predicted model, not a curated record
CAAACUCUCACUCGAGUCAUGUGCUCCACAGAGGACCGCUGGGAAUGGCCGCACCGGCGAAGCCAGGACAAUAACGAAGCCAAAUAUAAGUCAACCGUACGGUUCCUAUCUAUUGGACCAGAAAGCAAAUAGAGAAAUUAAAAACACGGCACGCCUAAAAAGUAGCCGGUUCUCGCGGUUGUGUUCCAACAGCACCGGCAGGAUGCCGGUUGACAUGGACGCGAUGCUUCGGCGACUACUUGAGGUACGCCGAUCGAAAGAUCCACACGUUCAUAUGAGCAGAAAUGAGAUUCUCUACUUAAUCCAAGAGGCCCUACCCAUAUUGGAGCAACAGCCAAUACUUAUAGAACUCAAUCCUCCACUAAAUAUCUGCGGUGAUGUGCACGGUCAGUACCAUGACUUGUUACGUAUUCUACAGCAGGGCAAGCACCCUCCAAAGGCUAACUAUUUGUUUCUCGGCGAUUACGUCGACCGAGGCCGCAACUCAGUCGAAGUUCUCUGUUUGCUCCUGAUUUACAAGAUUCGCUUUCCAGGAAACGUAUUCUUGCUGCGAGGCAAUCACGAAACGCUCCGCAUCAACGCCAUCUACGGUUUUCUGUCCGAAUGCAGAUUAAGGUAUUCGCUUGAGGUGUACCACAAAUUCAACGAGUUGUUUGCCUGGCUUCCGCUGGCCGCAGUGGUGGGCGACAAGAUCUUUUGCUGUCAUGGGGGCAUCUCACCCGAGAUGAAAUCUGUCGACGACAUUCGGGAAAUUCGUCGACCGCUCAGAGAUAUUCCCGAUUGGGGUCUGGCCUGCGAUUUGUUAUGGGCAGAUCCUUACCCGGGUAAAGGUUUCGCCCAAAACGAUCGAGGAGUGUCGUAUGUAUUCGGAGCAGAUGCGUUGCAGAAGUUCCUGGAUGAUAACAAUUUGGACCUCGUGUGUCGCGCGCACCAGGUGGUAGCUGAAGGCUAUGAGUUUUUCGCAAACCGAUCAUUGGUCACAAUAUUCUCCGCACCCAAUUAUUGUAAUGAGUUCGAUAAUGCCGCAUCGAUGAUGACAGUAGCGAAGGACCUCACGUGCACAUUUCGGAUUUUACGGCCGCAGGCGAAAUUAUCGCAAGCGAUAAGAGACAAGACUUCAAAACUGCUUUAGCGUCGCCGUAGGGCAGCGAAAUGUCUUUGAAGUGUAAUUUAAUUUUAACGACAAAAAAAAAUAAUGAAAACAAUUGGUGCACAAUGUCUAACUACUGUUAGAUUUUGCCCGAAGAGAAGCCAGUUCGUUGUGACGUGGACGAUUUUCUUUGUUCGUGGUAAUAACCGGGUAGAGAAAUUGUUGCGACUCGAACAUAGCAAUAAAGAUUUUUUCUCCACCUCUGGCCUGAGACGCACGGAGCUAACAUCGCCACUACAUCCAUUUA